UUUCUAGCAAGGGCGAUAUUGCGCGUGCACGUGACUGGCUUGCCAUAGAAAACAAAGCUGUCUGCGCGGCAUCCAUUACAGCGGAGGGUGCAGACUUCGGGAAUAUAUGAAUAUAGACGCCAGAAAACACUCCUAAAUAUGGAUUUACAGCGAGUAUAGGAUCAUUUGAGACUCGGGCCUGUAAGGGCAGUGAGACUGCAGGACACUCGCGAAAUUGACGAAAUAUACAGUUUUUCUCGGGGUGCUUUGUCUUGGCCAGCGAGCAAACCAUCAUUGUCAUUCGAUUGGAAGCUUUUCGACUAGUGUUUGCUAGAUGGGGGCUGGGGUACAUCGCCAUGUUGUUAUCAAAUAGUAACUGUUAAAAAAGACAUCUUGAAGUAAAGGCGGAAAUUUUGUCCACCAGGUCCUUCGUUUUGGCCACAGGGAACCGAAUCUCAACAGUCGCGGAACCCACCACUGACUGUUGUCGUCGGUGACAUGGCGGAGCAAGGCUACUCUUCUUGGGCGUACUCACUCGUCGACUCCAGCCAGGUGUCCACUUUCCUCAUCUCCAUCCUCCUCAUCGUCUAUGGCAGCUUCAGAUCGUUGAACAUGGACUGUGAGAACCAGGAGAAGGAUAAGGAUGGUAACCCUGUCCCGAAUGGGACCUUCAACAAUGGCAACACAAACAACAGUGAGUCUCACAUAUUUGGUAUUCAAACCAUAGACUCCACGCAGGCUCUGUUCCUGCCCAUAGGAGCCUCGGUGUCUCUGCUCGUCAUGUUCUUUUUCUUCGACUCUGUCCAGGUGGUUUUCACCAUUUGCACCGCAGUUCUUGCGACAAUUGCGUUUGCAUUCCUCCUGUUGCCAAUGUGCCAGUACUUGACCAGACCCUGCUCCCCACAAAACAAGAUCUCGUUUGGCUGCUGUGGGCGCUUCACUCUGGCCGAGCUCCUCGCCUUCUCCCUGUCUGUCAUGCUGGUGCUGAUCUGGGUGCUGACGGGACACUGGCUGCUCAUGGACGCUCUAGCCAUGGGGCUGUGUGUGGCCAUGAUAGCGUUUGUGCGGCUGCCCAGUCUGAAGGUGUCUUGCCUGCUGCUGUCAGGGCUGCUCAUCUAUGAUGUGUUCUGGGUGUUCUUCUCGGCCUACAUCUUCAACAGCAACGUGAUGGUGAAGGUGGCCACCCAGCCAGCUGACAACCCCUUAGACGUGCUCUCCAGGAAGCUCCACCUGGGCCCUGGGAUGGGCCGUGACGUCCCACGCUUGUCUCUGCCCGGCAAGCUGGUUUUCCCCAGUUCCACAGGCAGUCACUUCUCCAUGCUAGGGAUCGGGGACAUAGUGAUGCCGGGGCUACUGCUGUGCUUUGUGCUGCGCUACGACAACUACAAGAAGCAGGCCAACGGGGAGGCAGGGGGGCCAGGCACACCCGGACGCAUGGGGCGCGUCUCCUACUUCCACUGCACUCUCAUCGGAUACUUUGUGGGCCUGCUGACUGCCACUGUGGCCUCCAGGAUCCACCGUGCGGCUCAGCCUGCCCUGCUCUACCUGGUGCCCUUCACCCUGCUGCCUCUACUCACCAUGGCCUACCUGAAGGGAGACCUGCGGCGUAUGUGGUCAGAGCCUUUCCACACGAAGGCCAGCAGCUCCCGCUUCCUGGAGGUAUGAUGCACCCUGGGAACACACAGCCAGCGUGGGCAGGACCAGGGACCCCUACCCCCUGCCCUGAGAGAAAGGGAGUGAGAGGGAGAGCGCACACUGAAGAGAGGCCUCGUCCUCAUCACUAGUUCAUUCUUUCCACCCAUCCUCUGAGGAGCAGACCUCACAUAUGGACACCAGUGUGUGGACCUCAUUGCCAGACACAACUCCUCAUUGCUUCCUGUUUUCCUCUCUCUCUUCUCUACUUUUCCUUCCCUCACCCACCUCCCUUACCAUGGCUCAUUUCAUUUUGUCAGGCCUCUCCCUCUCUCCUUUUGCUCUUCUGUUUUACUACCGCCCCUCUCAUCUGUGUAUCUCCCCAACUCUGCUGGACUCCAAGGCCAGGCAUCCCCCUAUAUGGACUACUGGGUGUGGGAUGUGACUGAGGCUUUUUUUUAGCAUCUUCAUUACAAUUAUUGUUAUUAUUCUGGAAUGCUUUGGAAUGAACUGCGGAGGAGGAUAGGAGAGUAGGCAGAACUGCUGCUGCCACUAGGCAGGAAAAUGACAUCAGUGCACAGGACCAGCAGCCUAUGGGAGAGAGAAGGAACAGCAACGGUUCAUCAGUCGCUCCCUCCAUCUACCCCCUCUGUCCCCUGAACACCUCUCCUCUUUAUCCUCAACACCCUCCCCCUCUAACAAACUCCCACCUUCCGUCAUUCGCUGCCCCAUCACAGAUACAGGUAUUUUAUUUAGAAAAGAUUUUAUUCUUGGCAUAUACAGAAAUGAUGCAUUAUAAAUUGUGAAUGUGUCCCUACUAUUGCGGGGGAAGCAUCUCUCUUUGUAUAUAUAUGUGUACACAAGUAUUUGGGUAUCAUGUGUGACUGUGUGUGAGCGAGAGCGCAUAGUAUGCGAGACUGUGUUAUUUCAUUAUUAUGAACAAUUUAAUUAUGUUUUGGAUUUUAGAUCCAGGACAGGUAUAAAAGACCUUGACAAUGAGAACUUGUGGAGUGACAUUUAGGGGUUGGGGGUUGAUGGGACAUGUAGUUUUUUGGGCAGGUCUGACUUGGACCACAGCUUGGUUCUGUAAGGCUAGGGGUGGUUUACUUGUGAACAAAUUUCCUCCAACGAGUGACAGAAUGGACAUUGGGAGAAACAAAGUUAACCCUCGACAUGCCGUUGGCUGUACCUGGAGGUGUGUGUCUGUUUCUGUGUGUGUGUGCCUGGACGUAUAGAAUAACCUCUAUAAAGUCUGUAGUGGACCUUGAGGGAGGAAAUCUCUAUGCCCUUCUAAGGGAUUUAUCUUAAUAAAGGAUUGUAAUCAAUGGACCCUGAGGUUAAAACUAACCCAUAGCUAUGUUUUUACUGUCAAAGGUUGGGUAUCCCAACGGUUUUUGGAUUGUCAUUCCUCCCACAGUUUUGUGGUGCUUGUCAGUUAGAUCAGGGUCCCGCCCCCCCACCACCAAAACCCCACAGGUGCAUGUUUAGAUUUUUUUCCCCUAGCACAACACAGCUGAUUUGAAAUAAUCAAAGCUUGAUGAUGAGUUGGUUAUUUGAAUCAGCUCUGUAGUGCUAGUGCAAAAAAACAAAACGUGCACCCAGAGGGGCCCCAGGACCGACUUUGGGAAACCCUGAGUUAAAUCAUAGCUUAAACAAUACUGGAAUUAAAGUGUGUGUGUGUGAAAGUGUUUGUGAGAGCGAGACAGUCGGACGAAGAGAGAGACUUGAAUGGAAAAUGCAGUUUACUGGCUUCCUGUCUUGAGUUUUAUUUUUUACCUGUUUUUUUAUGUUUGUUCUCUGGCCUUGCAUGUCAAGUGUACAGUGUGUGUCAUUCCUCAGACUGCAACAACAGACUGCUGGCCCAAACCAAUGCACUAAGCUUUGCCAGCAAGGCUGCAGAGAGGAAAGUUACAUGGACAAAGGCCAGGGAGUCGGGAGGACUGAACAGUUCUGCCUAAACAGGCUGCCUGGCUGAAACACAUUUUUUUUUUUUUACACUUGUUUAGCCCCGAUUUCACUCUAGCUGAUCAUUACCUGGACAUUGUCUGGCUAUGGGACAGACCACUGUCGGACAGCCUGAACAUAAUGGACAUGUAACCACAACCCCAUCCCGGUCCCCUCUGCCUCUUUAUGGACUUGGCAAAGAAAACUGAUGAUGAUCAUAGUGAUGAAUAAUUGAAGAAGCAAAAGAAAUACAGAUGUUUUCAUUUUUUAUGGAAGAUGGCUUUCUAUUUAUCCCUUGUUUGUAUGUUUGAGUUUUUUUUCUUAGUGCUGUAGCUUUAGGUUUUCCAUCUUCUACUUUUCUUUCCUACCUUGCAGCAGAGGGCUUUAGCUCUUUUGUUGAAGUGACAUUACAGCUGAAAUGGAUUCUAUCAUUUUUUUUAAAAAGUUGAAUAAAUUAAGAGCUGUUUAGUGAAACAUGAAUCCUAAUGAGCUGAAUCUAAAACAUUUUGUCUCCUUUAACCCCAUCUGCUCCCUGUUCCUCUCCCCCCUUUCCCUCCAUUCAGUCAGGAUUCUGCUGUAAAUAAAAUAAUUAACUAUA
This is a messenger RNA of Salmo salar (Atlantic salmon), 4153 nucleotides long. Its product is annotated as signal peptide peptidase-like 3. Gene Ontology annotation, cellular component: lumenal side of endoplasmic reticulum membrane; Golgi-associated vesicle membrane; cytoplasmic side of endoplasmic reticulum membrane. The record is from RefSeq and is a predicted model, not a curated record. Lineage: Eukaryota; Metazoa; Chordata; Actinopteri; Salmoniformes; Salmonidae. Gene Ontology annotation, molecular function: aspartic endopeptidase activity, intramembrane cleaving. Gene Ontology annotation, biological process: membrane protein proteolysis.